CAACAAAAUAACCAAACUGUUUGUUGUUGUUGCUGCUGCUACUACUGCUGCUGCCACUGCUGUAGUGUUUGUUGCUACUUCUGUUGUUUAUUGCUGUUUUUGUUGCUGUGGUUAUAUUUCUUUACCUGAGUGCAACUUAUCCUCCUCCACAACAUCAUCAUCAUUACAUUUCAAUUGACUAUACAAGCAUGUACAGUGUCCAAGGUUGUCGUUGGUUAGUUCCAGAUCGGUUCUGAUCGGCUUUAGCCAUUCAUGUGAGUCCAAAUUUUGACUGUGGACAAGAUCCCAGCCACACUUCCGCAAACAGCAGAAAAUCGACAAUCAACCAUUCCAACUAAGAGCAACUUCAUGCACCAAAAUAUCCGUGUGAAACUUCCUUUUGGAGUUCUUUUCAUGUUUUGCUGCCUGAAAUAUGAGUGAUUCUUCGAGUGCUUCUCAGUCAUCUGAGGAAAACGAGGUGUUACGUGCAUCUCCGUCUGAAAAGGUUGACAACUAUAGUGAAUGCUUCGAGUCAGAUGCUGAAAGUGAGGUAACUGUACAAACAAAACAGUCAUCAGCGAGGAAAACAAUAGUAAAAAAAUCUCAUAACCACCAGAAGAUGAAACGACCUUCCAAGUUUUCUUUGAGGAUCACCCCUUCUAGUGACGUUGAACAAAAGAUUUUAUCAGUACGCAAGCUACACAACAACGAACUGAGAAAUAUGAAUGGAGAUCUCUUGCUGCAAAUUGAGAAGCAGAAGGAAGAAAUCCGACUAUUGAAACGAAUGGAAUUGCGGCAAGCGAAAAUCAUCGAAAAAUUUGAUAACAGCAAAAACAAACUUCCAAGUCUGAUUGAUUCUCACAACAAAGAAUUGAAAAUGCUUCGGGAACAGAUACGUAGUCUGAAAUUUCGUUAUCGAAAAUCAGAAGAAUCUCUGCGGGAGGCUGAUGCUGAAUUGGAACGGACAAAAAAUAAGCUGAACAAGUACAAGAUACUUCUUGAGGAGGAACAACUGAUAGACAGAGCUGAGCUCACUCGGAAGUUGAUACUUGCCGAACAAAGGACGGAAGAAACAGAGAAGAAGAUUCAGAACUUACAGAGCCAUACCGAACAUCUCGUAAAUAAUCACAAACACGAGAUCAAUAUCGAGAAGGGCCAAAACAAGAAGUUGAAAGUCUCUUUACAGAAUUUGGAAGAGAGAUUCAGUCGGUUGGAACUGCAGCUUUUGGAAAAGGAGAAAGAAUUAGAAGUUUGGAAUAUUUACAGCAACCGACAAAAAGCUGUUGCCAACAAGUUAAAUGGUUCCUUCAACACACCACGAUCAACUCCUUCCAUUAAGAACAAAUUUAAUGAGAAAAUACCUCCUAUGACUCCUCCUUUUCAUCGUAUUAAGAAGUAUGAAGAAUUAAGAAGACAGAAGGAAUUGAAAAGGGCACAAGAGAAGCUGGCAAUGAAGAAUCCUUCCACCGCUCAGAACGCAGGAGAUAUAAAAAGCGUACAAGAUAUUAACCAUCCAAGUAAAGCAUUCAAUACAAAAGUACUGAUGUCUGAAAAGCAUGGCCACACAGAGAAAAUCCCAGAAAAAACAAAAGAAGAGAGCAAGGAGCGGGAGAAGAAGGAAAUGAAGUUCACAUCUGACAGCUAUGAGCAAGAGCCAGAAAUAGCUGAUUGGAUAAAUACAGACAACAAACAGAUGGAAAAGCGAAAGGAAGCAGAGAAGAUAAGUGUAAAUGAUGAUUUGGGUUACAAGUUAAAAAAGAUUGAAGAAACAAAACCAAAGGAAGCAAUACCAAAGAAGGCACCCGAAGAACCGAAACAGGUCCCCAGUGAUAGGGAAAAGUCAGAAUUAAAACAGAAACAAGAUGAGGAACGUAGAAAGAAGGAUUUACUGCUGGCAAAGUUAAAAGAAAUUGAUGAUAAUCCUGAAGUACCUUUGAAGUCUGAUAGCAUGUUCUCCAAUGAAGAUGUGUCAACUAAAGCUGAUAAUAAAACACAUUAUUCAUUCUCACAGAAGACUGAGAACCUUCACCAGGGUCGUCCAGUGAAUGAACAUAACUCUAAAAGAAAUUCUCCAUUAACAUUAAAUGGAUUCUCAGAAAAAGUCACAGAACCCUUAGAUAUUAAAAAUGAUUUAUUGCUUUUAAAGGACAACUCCAUUGAAGAUUUUUUUACAAAUGAUAUGUCGUUGGCUUCUCACAAACCUGUGAAUGAGUUUAAAGGAAGAAAUGGAGACGCCAGUGAUGCUAAAUGGCACGAAAAGUCAGUUGGAAAGAACAAGAACAGUAUUUUCAAAGAGCUAUUUGAAGACACUCCGCAAGACAAUCUGCCAAGCAAUGGAGACUUUUUAGGUUUUAAGUAUAGUGAUGGGGAUUCAAACCUCAUUGGCUCUUCAGAACCAAAUGUUUGGGAUGUCGGCGAUAUGUUGAGAAACGACAGCAGAAACAAUGAGAAACAUUCCACAAAGCUGUUGCCAUCUCGUCCGCAAAUGAAUAGGUUUGAGAAGAGGUCAACAUUGGACUCUUUAGACAAUUCCAUGGACAGUGUUGAAGAAAUCAUUCUUUGAUGGUGCUUUAGUGGAAAUAUCAUAUGCUAUGGUAUCAUGGUUUAUUUAUUUUGUUAUGUUAUAUUGCAGGAUAUCAGAUGAAUUUAUUUAUUUUUUUGUUAAAACAGGGUAAAAAAUAAAACCCAAAAAACCCAUGACUAUAAAGAUAUACAAUGAUUUCUUUUUAAGAAAAAAAAAAUCUCAAAUUACUGAGCUUACAAAAAUUGAUUAAAUAAAAAAGUAAAUAAUUAUA
Molecule: messenger RNA, 2774 nt
Organism: Octopus sinensis (East Asian common octopus)
Lineage: Eukaryota; Metazoa; Mollusca; Cephalopoda; Octopoda; Octopodidae
Product: lebercilin
Exons: 6
Coding region: 413-2542 (709 amino acids)
Biological process (GO): intraciliary transport
Cellular component (GO): axoneme
Source: RefSeq, a predicted model, not a curated record